This is a messenger RNA of Phragmites australis (common reed), 2255 nucleotides long. RefSeq names its product ABC transporter G family member 10-like. Gene Ontology annotation, cellular component: membrane. The record is from RefSeq and is a predicted model, not a curated record. Gene Ontology annotation, molecular function: ATP hydrolysis activity; ABC-type transporter activity; ATP binding. Bases 187 to 1989 code for a protein of 600 amino acids. The transcript has a single exon. Lineage: Eukaryota; Viridiplantae; Streptophyta; Magnoliopsida; Poales; Poaceae.
CGACCGGUUAAGAGCGCGCGCCAACACGCACCCUAGUACAUAAGCCGCGGAGGUUGGUGCGGGUAGCUCAACCCUCCUCACCUCCCGCCGGCCUCUGCCUGAUCAGUCGCCUCUUUCACUCCGACCAGCACGAGCAGCUCGCUGCCUUAUACCGCCCGUGCCGUGUCGUCUCCGAGGGAGACGGUGAUGUCGCUGGGCAGCAAGGUGGGAGACGGCGGGCGCCGGAGGCAGCGGUACCGUCUCGAGACCAGGGCGCUGUCCUACGUGCUUCCGCCGCGCGCCUCCUUCCUGUGGGGCGGCGGUGGGGGUGGCAAGGGGGUGGAGAGGUCGCUGCUGAGGGGCGUGACGUGCGAGGCGCCGCCGGGGGAGCUGGUGGCGAUCGUCGGGCCGAGCGGGGCCGGGAAGACGACGCUGCUCUCGGUGCUGGCGGGGUCGGCGGACCCGGGGCGGGUUGCGGCGGGGGAGGUGCUGGUGAACGGGUGUCCCAUGGACGCGGCAAGGUUCCGGCGGGUGUCCGGGUACGUGCCGCAGGACGACGCGCUGUUCCCGACGCUCACCGUGGAGGAGUCGCUGGUGUACAGCGCGCGGCUAAGGCUGCGCGGGGGCGGCCGCGGGCGCGGGGCGGCGGAGGCGCGGGCGCGGGACCUGAUGGCGGAGCUCGGGCUGCGGCACGUCGCGGGGUCCAGGGUCGCCAGCGUGUCCGGCGGCGAGCGGCGGCGGGUGUCCAUCGGCGUCGACCUCGUGCACGACCCGGCCGUGCUGCUGCUGGACGAGCCCACCUCCGGUCUCGACUCUGGCUCCGCGCUCCACAUUGUCAAGAUGCUCAGGGACAUGGCCACCGCGCACGGCAAGACCGUCGUGCUCACCAUCCACCAGCCAGGGUUCCGCAUCCUCGAGCUGCUCGACCGCGUCGUUCUCCUCGCCGACGGCGCCGUCCGACACCACGGCUCGCUCGCCUUCCUUGAGGCGCGACUCGCCGCCUCCGGCCACGACAUCCCUGCCCACGUCAACGUCCUCGAGUACGCCAUGGAGACCAUCGACAGCCUCAAGCCCGACGUCGUAGUCGUCACCGCGUCCACAAACCAAGAAAAAGACGCCGCGGCCGUAGGCCCGGUACCAGCGUCCGCGCGGCGCGCGGGGUACGCGAACUCGCCGGCGGCGGAGGUGCGCAUCCUGGCGGGACGGUUCGUGAAGACGGUGCUGCGGACGCCGCAGCUGUUCGCGGCGCGGAUGGCGCAGUCUGUGCUGGCUGGCGCGUUCCUCGGCAGCAUCUUCUUGGGCACCACGGACCUGCAGUCUCGACUGGGCUUCUUCGCCUUCAGCCUCACCUACGUGCUCUCCUCCACCACCGAGGCACUCCCCGUGUUCCUCCAGGAGCGCCGUAUCCUGGAGCGCGAGACCUCCCGCGGCGCCUACCGCGUGUCCUCCUACGUCGCCUCCAACGCCGCCGUGUUCCUUCCGUUCCUCCUCGCCGCCGCGGUCCUCUACGCGGCGCCCGUGUACUGGCUCGUCGGCCUGGCGCGCGAACCCGCCCGCUUCGCCUACUUCUCCCUCGUCGUCUGGCUCGUCAUGCUCACCGCCAACUCCUUCGUGGCAUGCCUCAGCGCGCUGGCGCCCAACUACAUCGUGGGCAACUCCGUCGUGGCGGGGCUCAUCGGCUGCUUCUUCCUCUUCUCCGGCUACUUCGUGGCGAGCAAGAACAUCCCGCGCUACUGGGUGUUCAUGCACUACGCCAGCCUGUUCAAGUACCCAUUCGAGGCCCUGGUCGUGAACGAGUACGGCGGGGCGCGAGGCGCCAGGGAGUGUCUCACCGAGGCCCCUGGCGGCGGCGGGCUCUGCGUGCUCGACGGCGCGGCGCUGCUGCGGCAGCAGGGAAUGAGGGAGAGCAUGCGGUGGAGCAACCUAGGUGUCAUGCUCGGAUUCGUGGUCGGGUACAGGGUGCUCUGCUUCUCCUUCCUCUGGUUCAGGUGCCACCGCAUAAGAAGGUGAGGUGACUGAGGCGGGAAACGAUGCUAGUGGCGGCCAUUGGCAUGCAUGCAACUGCAAAUAGUAAUCGCUCGUUUAAAUUUCAUCUCAUCUUCUUCUUCUCUCACUUCUUUUUUAUCUUGUAAUUUUUCUCCUUGAGACAUUGUAGUCUUUAUUUUGAUUAGGAUCGAUACGAAUAUAUGUAUAUGUUUGGGAGAUACUCCCCCGUUCAAAAAUGUGAGACACAUUUUCUUUUAACAAAGUCAAAUUUAUUAAGUUUUGAUCGAUAA